Molecule: messenger RNA, 3384 nt
Organism: Hylaeus volcanicus
Lineage: Eukaryota; Metazoa; Arthropoda; Insecta; Hymenoptera; Colletidae
Product: zinc finger protein 91-like
Exons: 7
Coding region: 121-3384 (1087 amino acids)
Biological process (GO): regulation of transcription by RNA polymerase II
Cellular component (GO): nucleus
Molecular function (GO): RNA polymerase II transcription regulatory region sequence-specific DNA binding; DNA-binding transcription factor activity, RNA polymerase II-specific
Source: RefSeq, a predicted model, not a curated record
CCUAUAUAAUAUAACCUUAGAUGAGAUGUCAACAUUUUAAACGGUCGUUGUUAAAGGAGUUUGUUGGUAACGUUUGUACAGAAUCUGAUUUCAGUGAUCAAGUAAUUGCAUUACGAUACAAUGGAUGUCACAGGAGAUUUGACGUUGCAAUGGGUCGAGGAGGUAGGAAAUGUUAUCCACGAGGAAGUAAUAUGCGGUUUAGAGGCAGAGCUAGGUGCACCGGAGGAGGAGGUGAUAGGGGCUUGCGAGGAAGUUACAGUGGAGGAAACGGUUGAAUCUGUACCUGAUGUCGCUCCUACAACAGAGUCAGAGAUAUUAAUGGUGUCACAGACUAGCGAUAUGGAAUCUAUUUAUAUAGUACCACAAGAUCAAGGUCACGAUUACCUAAAUAUACAAGUCACAGAGGAAGUGAUUGCUGAUACUUGGGAUAGAUCUGGUCCUGAAGAUGGGGUUGAGAUACCAGAUACAAAAGUGGCUCAUGAUAACUUGUUAGAAUACGACGACAUGGAAAUUCCAUUACCAAUUGACCAAGAUUCUUAUACGAACAUGAGACCGUAUCCCUGUGACUUCUGUAGCCGAAGGUUCAGGAAAAAAGCAAAUUUAAUGAAUCAUAUGGUGGCACAUCAGACUGAUCGUCCUCAUGGUUGUAACCUGUGUGGAGCACGUUACGCCAGAAAAUGCGAUCUCAUGAAUCAUUUGAAGAUUCACGCGUAUGCACCAUCUCGCGAUGGUCUGGAGGAUGAUCUGAAUGAUGAUGACUCAUUGGCACAGGAGGAAGAAGAAUCUGCCAAAGGUAGACGUAAGAAAGUCCAAUCGAGUGCACCGAGAAAACGCAAAAACAACUCUGCUAUUCCCAAACGCAAUAUCGAGGAGAGUAAAAUGGAAAUGGGCAAGUACGUCGCUAAAUCUUACGAUUAUGUUGACGAGGAUAUGCGUCUGUUAGAGGAAAUGACUAGUAGAAAUUCUACACGCAGUGGUAACUAUGCAUCGAGCUCAAGAUGGAAUGAACAAAUAUCACCUGUGUCAACUGAACCUCAAGCACCACGAUGGCCUAUAACCGAUCCAACAAAACCAUAUGUAUGUCAAUACUGUGGUGUUGGCUUUGCAAGGGAAAAAGCAUUAGCAUCUCAUGCGCGCGUACAUGGCGGUGACAGUCCAUUUGAAUGCACAUCAUGCGGUGACAUGUUUUGGGAUGUAAACAGUUUACGAGAACAUGUUCGUAUCAAACACGGUGGGACAGUACAAUCGGAUACAGAAGAGUAUGACAAUGAUGCAACAUAUACAGGCGACGAGAGAUUUGGAGAAUUCUAUUGCAACACUUGUGGUGUUCCUUUUCACCGUUUAGAUUUACUUAAACGUCAUCAAAAGAUUCACGUCAAACAAGAAGAUGAUAUGGUUGACGGUUUGAACCAACAUCACGUUUGCAAUGUCUGUGGAGAAUGGUUCGAAGAGGCUUUAGCAUUGUUAGCGCACGCCGAACUUCAUGCAAGAUCACCCAGUCGUCGGUGCUUAUUAUGCGGUGAAAGAUGUCGCGACGACGCUGAAGUCGCGGAACACGUUCGACAAAACCACGCCGAAGAUGCGCCACCAAAUACGUGUACUCUCUGUGGGAAAACAUGUAAAGAUAAACGCAGUUUACUAAAACAUUCAUGGGUUCACAAUGUUGACAAAACUUUUGGAUGUACAAAGUGUGGAAAACGUUUUCACAGCAAAGCUAGAUUACGAAGACACAUGGUAUCACAUCGUAAUAAGAUGGUAGCCUGUGAUGAAUGCGGAGAAGAAUUCCCCGAUGGUAGAGCUCUCGUUAGCCAUCGUCAUUCGCAUAAUAAAGAUCUGGGCGGACGUUCCUUUCCAUGUAGGGAAUGUGGAAAAACAUUUGGAAGUCGCAGUUCACAGCAGAUUCACAUACGUAUUCACACUGGAGAGAGACCAUACGGUUGUAGAUUUUGUUGGAAAGCCUUCGCUGAUGGUGGAACUUUGAGAAAACACGAGCGUAUUCAUACAGGCGAGAAACCGUAUGGAUGCGCGAUCUGUCCUCGUGCUUUUAAUCAAAGAGUUGUUCUCAGAGAACACGUGCGUGCUCAUCAUUCAGGUCCCGAUCCAAAAUGCGUAGGUAGCAUUACCCCGUACCUAUGUAAAGUAUGUGGUGACGCGUAUGGAACAUCAGAGGAGAUAGUUGCGCACAUCGUACAACACUGUGACGAUAACACUGCAUUGAGACGUCAACCGCAAACUGGACCACGUAAAUAUAAAAGAAGACGCAAACUUAAACCUCAUGAAACCAACACGAUGCUGCGUAUGAGCGACCAAUACGACAUGAUGGAAGGAGGCUCCGAUUCUGACGAUAACACGAAAAGAAAACUUGGUAGAAAGAAUAAGCAACAUCGGUCAAACGUCGAAGAGGGAUAUCAAAAUGUUCUUAAAAGCUUUGAGAGCUCUCUACAGAAUAUAAAUUCAAUCGUUAGUAAUUCGAAGUUAAAUCCAGGCAAGUCCAAGCUUUCCAAGAAGAAGCUUAGAAAGGAAGAGAAGAAGAACGAAGCUCAAGCUUCGUGUCAUCCUGGCAGACCAAAAAUGAUUCACACGCAAAAAACAAGAGUGCCUGUAGAAAUAGGUAGUGACGGAGUAAAAAAAGGACAAAAAACUAAAACUAUGGUUACAAGGACUCCUAAAGUGAUGCCAAAUGAACAUAAGUUAGGAAUUUUUCCAGGUGGGGAAAGAAAUAGACCAAGAACAAAAAACGUCAGUUAUCAUAUCGAAGGAAAACUUCAACCGACACCUGCAACAUUCCUGAAACCGCAAGAUGAAACUCCUGAAGUUCAGAUGCCAAUGUUAUUAACGAAUAUAAAGCUGGAACCUAAUGCGCAGAAACCACCGAGCAACAAUCACAGAAAUAACAAUGGUAAUAUCCUUGCUAUUAAACAAGAGAAGAUGGAUUCAACAUCUAGGAAAAAGUCGGGUGUCUUGAAAAAGAUGAAAAAACAGAAGCUUGGAAUUAAGCAAGAGCCAAUGGAUAUCGAUCAGGAGCAAAUACAAAACAAUAAUAAUACUGAGAAUACAGACACCGCAAGAUUAAUGGAACAUUCGGUAGAUGGAAGUAACUUGGAGAUAGCAUUCGAAGCGAGUGUUAUGGCCGAAGAAGAAAAUAUGCUUUCCAAUGUGGCCGAAGUAAAUAAUAGCGGGAACGUUAGCACUGGGAACGUACAACUUAGUAUAAAAGUUGAAUCGACACCUCAACGAAUGUUGUCUGUUCAUAGUGUUAUAACACCUGAUGAUAUUGUCCCAGAAACUAUAAUACCAGAUGCUGUAGAAUAUACUUGUGAGAUGUGUUCCGCAGUAUUUUCCAGUCGGGCAGAGUUAUUGGUGCAUGUUCCAAUACACAUUUGA